Molecule: messenger RNA, 1278 nt
Organism: Rodentolepis nana
Lineage: Eukaryota; Metazoa; Platyhelminthes; Cestoda; Cyclophyllidea; Hymenolepididae
Source: the annotation of a GenBank genome assembly
AUGUCGCAGUCUAAUGCUUCGUUUUACAUUGGAUUAUCACUAGCUCUUUCUUCAACAGUAUUUAUAGGAUGUAGUUUCAUUGUCAAAAAGAUUGCCUUGCGAAGGCUCGCCUCUACGGGAACGCGCGCAGGCGAUGGCGGUUACCAGUACCUACUUGAUUGGGUGUGGUGGUUUGGACUCAUCCUGAUGGGUCUUGGUGAAGCGGCAAAUUUUGCUGGCUACGCUUUUGCCCCAGCAUCCCUUAUUACGCCGAUGGGGGGAUUGUCGGUCCUUGUCUCCGCAGUCCUCUCCUCUCACUUUCUUGGUGAAAGACUCAAUUUCACGGGGAAGAUUGGCUGUGUUGUGUGUCUUUGUGGAUCGACAAUGGUUGUACUGCAUGCUCCCAAAGAACAGGAAGUCCAAUCUCUCCAUGAACUCAGUUCCAAAGUCCUUAACCCAGGUUUCAUCAUCUACACAAUAGGAAUAGCGAUUGCUGGAAUUAUAUCUAUUUUUGUGAUUGCGCCCAAGUUCGGAAAUCGGAACCCCCUUGUUUUUGUUUUUAUUAGUGGCAGCAUUGGAUCUCUCUCUGUCAUGGCUUGCAAAGGCAUCGGAUUGGGCUUUAAGGAAGCAGUUGAAUUUGGUAUUCUAUCAACCUUCCGACAAUCGAUAUUCUGGUUCUUCCUCAUUGGCCUGAUCUUCUGCCUAACUAUUCAAUUGAAUUACCUUAAUCGAGCAUUAGAUAUCUUCAAUACGAGUAUCGUCACCCCACUGCUAUAUGUAUUUUUUACGGCAUUCGUCCUGAUAGCCUCCGCAAUCCUAUUCAAAGAAGGCGCCUCGCUGACUGCCACUGACUACAUUGGAAAUGCUGUUGGACUCAUCUGUAUAAUCAGUGGAAUUGUGCUGCUGACAUUGUUUAAGGAUGUAAAUAUAUCGCUGAGUGAUUUGGUCAAGGAGUUUAUGAGUCCAGUACCAACUCGAGUUAUACAUCUGAAUAGUGAUGCAGCAGCAAAAUACCGUUUUUCACCAACCUGGUGCAAACGAAAUGGUCGUACUUUCGCAGAUGAGUCGUAUACACUUUUAUCUACUUUAAAUGAAUGUAAUGUGAAUACAGAAAGCAGUAACGGUUCUCCGUCAGGUCAUGAAGUUAACGAAUAUCCAAAACUGGAACGGUUUCAGGGUGUACAUCAGAGGACUGGCUCCAAUACCUCCACUUUCAACUUUGCCACAGUUAUGGAUAAUAAUGAGAACUAUGCAACUGUCAGUGACAAUCCUACGAUCCAUCAUCCUGCUGCUUGGUGA